Messenger RNA from Hippocampus comes (tiger tail seahorse), 1292 nucleotides. RefSeq lists its product as uncharacterized. The transcript has 10 exons. The record is from RefSeq and is a predicted model, not a curated record. Lineage: Eukaryota; Metazoa; Chordata; Actinopteri; Syngnathiformes; Syngnathidae. The coding region runs from base 49 to 1224 and encodes 391 amino acids. Gene Ontology annotation, molecular function: nucleic acid binding.
GCAAAACACACGAUUUCAAUAAACAUUUCUGUGGUAGUUUUGUUCUAAAUGGGUCGUUAUAAAUGUGCUUACGAGUGUGAACACUCCGACGAUACCGACGAGAAGUAUUUCAAGUUCCCACUGUGCAACGAGCGACGCCUGAAGAAAUGGCUCGCCAAUAUGAAGUGGAAGGACUGGACGCCUUCACGCUUUUCUGUGCUGUGUAGCAAACACUUUGAGGAGCAACACUUGGACCGAAGUGGCAAGUGUGUUCAGCUUCGGGAAGAUGCCGUGCCCACAAUAUUCCUUCCUCAAGACGAAGCCAGCAAAACCAAGACACCCAGCACUUCAAGAGUACGACAGAAAAAGCAAGUGAGCAGCAAAGCCUGGCAGACGAGUUCGGGCAUGCCCUCGAUGACCACGAGGCGUGACGAAGAAGAAUUUGUGAAUGCUGAAGUGGACGUGGACGUGAAUGUGGAGGUGCAGGAGGAGGCGGUCAGGUGGAGGAUCAUCAUGGACCCGACCUUUGUCAAGAUCGCGUCCUUGCCACAUUUCUUCCAUGGGGAUUACUGUGCCAAGCAGCAGGAUGUUCAGUGGGCACCCGACACAGAUGUGCUUACAACCUCCACCAAGGAGACGGAUGGCCUAAAUCCUGAAAAGGUGAUUGAGGUGACGGCGGCGUGGCAGUGGCUAGGUUUGGACGUACGGGGUCCUCUACCGCUGACGUACAACGGGCACAAAUACGUGGUGACAUUAAGCGACUACUACUCCAAGUGGGUGGAGGCAGCGGCCGUGCCGUUCUAUCUGCCCACGCAUGUCGCCAAGCACAUCGCUGAUGCCAUUGGUCACUUUGGCUUACCACUGCGGAUCCUGUCUAGGCUGCCCUGCGAAGUCAUCGGGCAGAUCAAUCAAGAACUUGCCAGACAGCUGACAACCAGUGUGGCACUCGUAAUUCAGCAUCCGCACACCGGCGCCAUUGAUCUGAACACACAGCAUAUGAUUGACAGCAUGGUGAGUGAUCUGGUGGAUGAGCAUGCAACCGACUGGGACAUCUUCCUUCCCGCCAAGGUGUUCACUUUAUGCUUCCAAGAACACUCUCACACCAAAGAAAGACCUUUUGCGCUCCUCUGCUGCCGCGAUUCUGAACUCGUCCACUCUCCACUCGAACUGCCCGACACAGAUGCACAGAUCCAAGAAAGUGCUUUCCUGGUGCAACAUGGAGCAUCAACCAUUACACAUAUUUGAGUUGUAUUUAUUAAUGCACAAAUAAUGCUCACUCUUAAAAAAAAUAAAAAUUUGUAUUUUGAAACAAG